Molecule: messenger RNA, 926 nt
Organism: Schistosoma intercalatum
Lineage: Eukaryota; Metazoa; Platyhelminthes; Trematoda; Strigeidida; Schistosomatidae
Source: the annotation of a GenBank genome assembly
AGGUAACGUUGUAACAUUAUCUAUCAACCCCUCUAGGUUUGACUGAGGACGUUACAUGUCAAAGAUAUCGUUCAAAAUCACUCUCACUUCAGAUCCUAAUUUACCUUUCAAGGUACUAAAGGUUCCUGAAAACGCACCAUUUACUGCCGUCUUGAAGUUUGCUGCUGAAGAAUUUAGCGUACCAGCAGCAACAAGUGCUAUUAUCACAGAUGAUGGGAUCGGUAUAAAUCCUCAACAAACAGCAGGUGAAGUGUUUCUUAAACAUGGAUCAGAUUUACGGUUAAUCCCUAGGGAUCGUGUUGGUGGCCUGUGAUAUUCUUUUUCCCUUGUUUAUUGUGAUCACUUUGUAUGUCAUAUCUGUAUUUAUUUAUCUGAAAAGAUUAUUUGAAUCCUGACGAUUCCCACUUACUAUAAGUUUCCUAUGUAAAAGAAAUGUUGUAAUCAUGAUGUAUUUUUCCUCUUGUUAUGUAAGUGAUCGGGUACAUGUAAGACAAUCAGCUAGUCAUCUUGACCUCCCGCACAAAAGUUCAAAUAUGUUUGAACCCUUCUUCAAAAAUCAACACAAAUGAAUCUCCAAGAAAAUGUUUGAUAGUUUCUUAUCAUGCUGUUUGUUAUACUCCUCAAUCCUAACUAUGCAGUACAUUCGUUUGACUUUUUAGAUUCAUCUAAACUGCUUUCAGACUUUUGCUACUGAAGCACUUGAAUCCAAAAUCCAUCUGACUUCUGAAAAAACAUACAUUAAUUAGUCAUGAAUCUACUGUCAAUUCUUCAGUCAUCCCUGGAGUUAUUACUUUACUAGAUCUCUAAUGUGAUAGUCAGUCAGACCCUCUACAUUGGUUGAUGUUUAAUGAAUUAAGCUAAUUAAAGAUUGGCCAAAUGAUAUAUGUGCUUAGUUAUUCAAGAUCUUGUUUUCAACUUGAAAAGAU